AUGGCCUGGAACGAUAUAAUCGUUGAGGGACUGAAGAAGUGGGAUGCCUCUCUGGUGGCCUACGUCCCGGACAUUUCCAUUGAUCGGGUUACCACACUUAUUGAAGAGGACCCCUACUUCCACCUGGUUUCCGCCACCCGCGAAGAGGAAGCCAUCGGGGUGGCCGUGGGAGCCUACGCCACCGGCCGCAACUCUGCCGUAUUCAUGCAGUCCAGCGGCUUCGGCAACAGCAUCAACGCCAUUGCCAGCCUCUGCAUUCCGGCGCGCACUCCCAUUCCCAUAUUCAUGAAUCUGCGGGGCGGUCCUGGAGAAUUCAACAUCGCCCAGGUGCCUAUGGGCCGUGCUACUCGUCCCAUUCUGGAUGUGUUCGGGCUGGUCCACUUUACCCUGGAAGACGAAUACAACAUGGAAAAGAUCGUGGAUGGCGCGCUGAAACUGUGCUACGCCAACCGCCAGCCGGUGGCCAUCUGCAUGACCCAACUGUUGCACGGAGGCAAACUUGCUUAG
Messenger RNA from Geodia barretti, 507 nucleotides. The record is from the annotation of a GenBank genome assembly. Lineage: Eukaryota; Metazoa; Porifera; Demospongiae; Tetractinellida; Geodiidae.